Salvelinus sp. IW2-2015 is the source of this 10728-nucleotide messenger RNA. The record is from RefSeq and is a predicted model, not a curated record. Lineage: Eukaryota; Metazoa; Chordata; Actinopteri; Salmoniformes; Salmonidae.
UCCAACACACUGAAACAGGUUUAUGGUAAUGAGAAGCCUCAAGGCGCAGGGGUAGUUGGAGCCAUUUUAAUCAUUCACGCGGAUGGAGUGGUGGUGUCGGCUUGUUUGCAUGGUGAGAAGCUUUGGCAAGCAAGGUGACUGUGGUUUCUCUCAAUUCAAUUGGAUUAGCUACUGUAUAGUAGUGAAAGCAUGGAUACGCGGCAACAAAAGGGAACGACUAGACUGAAAGUUUAAGGAAAGCGGCAGUAAUUAGCCUACGUUCAAACCUGGUUGAACAUUAUCGUGGAGCAAUGCCCGUCAUUAAGUGGGAUUUGUUGUUUAUUAUUUUCGGCUGGUUUGAACUCAUUUCACUGUCGAAUUGCUACAAUGUACACAUCAGUGAGGAUGCGGAGCAGCGGACGGUGAUUGCAAGUGUUGAACAGAGCGGGGCAUGCACUUUGGAUCAGGUAAUCGCUCCUAAAUUCUCAAAGACCUUUAUUGAAACUGAUGCGUCCGCGCGCGUUGUGUUCCUUUCAGGUAGUUUAAAUUGUGCCUCGCUCAGCUCCAACCCUUUCACCGUGUACACUGUUGUGGACUGCAUGAACAAUGUCCCAGGGUUGAGGCACCUCCUCACAAGCCAGUAUGAUGUUUAUGUUCACGGCAGGAACUGUUCAAGUAAACACAAAAGGAAAUCUCAAUGGGACUUGGAGAUAAUCAGUUUGUUUAAAGCCCAUAAUCAUCAGUUAGAAUGCCACGAGUCUGGUACUGCGCUCCUCCGGGUAUGGGAUCUACUACCCGGCUCUCCAACCCACAGCAGUAUGCACUGCAAGGUGAUUAGGAGUUCGGUGUUAUAUUUUUCUGAGGGGCAGUUGUUUGUGUCCAAGACGCUGUGUUUGAAACACGACACACUUCUUGAGCUAGACUUACAUUGUAACCAAUACACAGGAGAUGAGAGGGAAUCCAAAGGGAACAGCAUCUCAGUCCACUGGCGGGUGGGUCAAGGCUCCUUCAAACAGGGCCACUUGGGGAAGUUACUACAGCAGGCUGCCCAGUCUGAAUCAGGCAUAGUGAGCAGGAGCAAGAGGGCUGUUAACAGUAGCCCCCAGUUUCAGCCUCCUAUGUACCAGGUGGCUGUGGCAGAGAAUAAGCCAGCUGGAACUCCUGUAGUUGUUUUGAAGGCAGUAGAUGCUGAUGAGGGGGAGGCAGGCAGGCUGGAGUACUUCAUAGAGGCCCUGUUUGACAGCCGCUCCAACAACCUAUUUGCUGUGGACCCAGUCAAUGGUGCAGUCUCCACUGUGGAGGUGCUGGAUAGAGAGCAGAAGGACACCCAUGUAUUCCGUGUGACCGCUGUUGACCGUGGCACUCCCCGCCGGACGGCCAUGGCCACCCUCACCAUCACAGUGAGUGACAGUAACGACCAUGAUCCCGUCUUUGAGCAACAGGACUACAAGGAGAGUGUUAGGGAGAACCUAGAGAUCGGCUAUGAGGUGCUGACCGUCAGGGCCACAGACGGAGACGCCCCGGUCAACGGUAACAUCCUGUACCACGUCCUCAACAGCAACGGUUCGAACAAUGUUUUUGAGAUUGACUCCAGGUCGGGGGUGAUCCGCACGAAGGGCCCAGUGGAUAGAGAGAUGGUGGAGGCCUACAUGCUGUUGGUAGAGGCCAACGACCAGGGUCGUGACCCCGCCCCCCGCAGUGCCACGGCAACUGUUCACAUUAUUGUAGAGGACGACAAUGAUAAUGCUCCCCAGUUCAGUGAAAAGCGAUAUGUGGUGCAGGUUCCGGAGGAUAUGGCACCCAACACAGAGAUCCUGCAGGUGAUUGCCACAGACCAGGACAGAGGGAGUAACUCCAUGGUUCACUUCAGCAUCAUGAGUGGCAACACCAGGGGCCAGUUCUACAUUGAUGCCCAGACAGGCAAGAUGGACCUGGUCAGUCAGUUGGACUACGAGGCUAACAAGGAAUACACCAUUCGCAUCCGCGCUCAGGACGGGGGACGCCCGCCGCUCUCCAACAUCAGCGGCCUGGUAACGGUGCAGGUGCUGGAUGUCAAUGAUAACGCCCCCAUUUUCGUCAGCACCCCCUUCCAGGCCACUGUGCUAGAGAAUGUGCCGGUGGGUUACUCCAUCAUUCACAUCCAGGCRGUUGARGCAGACUCRGGCGACAARUCRAGGCUGGAGUACRGCCUCAUUGAAACCARGCCCAACUUKCCKUUUWCCAURAACAACAGCASUGGWUGGAUAGUSGUAGCCGCUGYMCUGGACAGGGAGAGCYUGGACUUCUACAACUUUGGGGUGGAGGCCCGUGAUCAUGGCCACCCGGUGAUGUCUUCCUCAGCUAGCGUUAGCAUGACCAUCCURGACGUCAACGARAACAACCCAGAGUUCACKCAGAGYUCAUARUACAUGCGCCUCAAUGAGGARGCRGUCGUGGGSACAAGCGUGGUGACGGUMUCUGCYGUGGACCAGGAUAUCAACAGUGUGGUGACYUAUCAGAUCUCCAGUGGMAACACCAGYAACAGGUURUCCAUCACCAGCCAGAGUGGAGGGGGCCUCAUCACCCUGGCCCUGCCCCUUGACUACAAGCUGGAGCGCCAAUACGUUCUAAGUGUCACUGCGUCUGACGGCACACUCUUCGACACCGCCAAGGUGUUCGUCAACGUCACCGARGCCAARACCCACKGMCCCGUGUUUCAGAGCUCRCAUUACACCGUCAACAUCAAUGAGGACAGACCUGUUGGCACCACCGUCGUGGUGAUCAGUGCUACAGAUGAGGACACRGGGGAGAAUGCACGUAUAACCUACUURAUGGAUGACAGCAUCCCCCAGUUCGACAURGACUCKGACACAGGKGCUGUCACCACCCAGAUGGAGCUGGACUAUGAAGARCAGGUGUCCUACACYUUAGCCAUCACGGCCCGGGACAARGGRAUCCCACAGAAGUCUGACACRACCUACCUGGAGAUCCUGGUGAAUGAUGUGAAUGACAACUCUCCUCGAUUCCUCAGAGACCACUACCUAGGCUCUGUGAUGGAGGACGUGCCAGUGUUUACCAGCGUCGUCCAGGUCUCUGCCACUGACCGAGACUCUGGCCUCAAUGGACGUGUCUUCUACACUUUCCAGGGGGGAGAGGARGGRGAUGGAGACUUCAUAAUUGAGUCRACCUCUGGUAUUGUGCGAACGCUGCGUCGCCUGGACCGWGAGAACAUGCCWWURUACAACCUGCAGGCCUUUGCUGUGGAUAAAGGUGUUCCUGSUCUCAAGACGUCCGUGGACAUCCAYGUGACCAUCRUYGARGUSAARGACAACCCUCCRGUGUUUGAGAAYGAUGAGUUUGACAUKUUUGUGGAGGAGAACAGCCCAAUAGGCCUGGUAGUGGCCCACGUAUUAGCCUCGGACCCAGACGAGGGGAGCAACGCCCAGAUCAUGUACCAGAUAGUAGAGGGAAACAUCCCAGAGGUGUUCCAGCUGGARAUCUUCUCYGGKGAACUYACRGRUCUGACAGAUCUCGACUACGAAACACGGUCAGAGUAUGUCAUCGUGGUCCAGGCCACCUCCGCCCCACUUGUCAGCCGUGCCAUUGUGCACAUCAAGCUGGUCGACAAGAAUGACAACGUACCAGUGCUGAAAAACUUCCAGAUCAUCUUCAAUAACUAUGUCACUGACAAGUCCAGUAGCUUCCCCACAGGGGUGAUCGGGCGGAUCCCUGCCCAUGACCCAGACGCCUCAGACCAGCUCCAGUACAGCUUUGAGGCUGGUAAUGAGCUGAACCUGGUCAUCCUGAACCAGAGCACGGGGGAGAUCCGGCUGAGCCAGGCCCUGGACAACAACAGACCCCUGGAGGCCUCCAUGAGGAUAUCUGUCUCAGAUGGGAUCCACUCUGUGUCGGCCCAGUGUCUGCUCCAGGUCACCAUCAUCACAGACGAGAUGCUCUCCAACAGCAUCACACUGCGAUUGGCCAACACCUCCCAGGAGCACUUCCUGUCCCUGCUAUUGGCCCAGUUCCUGGAGGGCGUGGCCCGCGUGCUGUCAGCUGACCGUGAGGACGUGGUGGUGUUCAACAUCCAGGACGACACGGACGUCAGCGCCCGCAUCCUCAACGUCAGCCUGUCUGUUGCCGUGCCCUCGCACAGGGAGGACCCGCGGGGGGGAGGAGGGGGGCGCGACAGGAUUGGCAGAGGGGCAGCAGGGGCCAGUGGCGGGGCAGAGUUCUUUGGGUCUGAGGAGCUUCAAGAGAGGCUGUACCUGAACCGCAGCCUGCUGGCCCACAUCUCCUCCCAGCAGGUGCUGCCCUUCGAUGACAACAUCUGCCUGCGAGAGCCCUGUGAGAACUACAUGAAGUGUGUGUCUGUGUUGAAGUUCGACAGCCUGGCACCCUUUGUGGCGUCCGACACCAUCCUGUUCCGGCCCAUCCACCCCAUCGCCGGGCUGCGCUGCCGCUGCCCAACGGGCUUCACAGGAGACUACUGUGAGACAGAAAUCGACCUGUGCUACUCCAAACCCUGCGGAGCCCACGGCCUGUGUCGCAGCAGAGAGGGAGGCUACACCUGCGAGUGCCUCAAUGACUAUACUGGCAAGCGGUGUGAGCUAUCGUCCCGCUCCGGGCGCUGUGGCCCAGCUGUGUGUAAGAAUGGGGGCACCUGUGUGAACCUGCUGGUGGGAGGGUUCAAGUGUGAGUGCCCAUCUGGCGGAUAUGAAAAGCCCUACUGUGAGAUGACCACCAGGAACUUCCCCCUGCAGUCCUUCCUCACCUUCAAGGGCCUCCGCCAGCGCUUCCACUUCACCCUCUCCCUUUCAUUUGCCACAAAGGAGCCAAAUGGUUUGUUACUCUACAAUGGCCGCUUCAACGAGAAGCACGACUUCAUCGCUGUGGAAAUCAUUAACGAGCAGAUCCAGCUCACCUUCUCUGCUGGUGAGACCAAGACGACUGUGUCGCCCUACAUCCUUGGAGGUGUCAGUGAUGGCCAGUGGCAUGUGGUGCAAGUUCACUACUACAACAAGCCAAUCCUAAACCAGGCCAGCAUGCCCCAGGGUCCCUCUGACCAGAAGGUCGUCGUAGUAACCGUGGACAACUGUGACACCUCAGUGGCACUGCGAUUUGGUCAUGUAAUCGGGAACUACACCUGCUCUGCCCAGGGCAGCCAAUCAGGAUCUAAAAAAUCUCUGGAUCUGACUGGUCCUCUACUCCUAGGGGGCGUGCCCAAACUGCCUGAGGACUUCCCCAUCCAGAACCGCCAGUUUGUGGGCUGCAUGAAGGACCUGAGGAUCGACAACCGCCACGUCGACAUGGCUAGCUUCAUCGCUAACAACGGCACUCUACCAGGAUGCUCUGCUAAAAGGCACUUCUGCAACAACAACCCGUGUUUGAAUGGAGGGACCUGCGUCAACAUGUGGGGCUCCUUCAGCUGUGACUGCCCCCUAGGAUUUGGAGGCCGGAACUGCGAGAAGGCUGCCACCCCACACAACCUCACCCUACAGCUGCGCGGUGGCAGUGUGGUGAUGGGCCUGCAGAGGGGCGAGGACUCCACCCUGUCCCAGGUAGAGGAGGUGACAGUGAAUGACGGAGACUGGCACCAUGUGCAGAUGGAGCUGAAAGAUAUCCCGGGCGGCGAGCCCCGCCACAAGGCUGUGCUCUCCUUUGACCAUGGCCUCUACACGGCCAGCAUGGAAGUGGAUACUAAACUGAAGGGGGCGAAGGUCAAGACUCUGAGUGUCGGGGGCAUCACUGGGGCUGAUGGGAAAAUACAGCAUGGCUUCCGCGGCUGUGUGCAGGGUCUGCGUGUGGGGGAGACCUCCUCCAGCUCGGUGUCUCUCAGCAUGUCUCAGGCCAGGAGGGUGAACAUGGAGCAGGGCUGCAGCGUACCAGACCCCUGUGUCUCUAACACCUGCCCCUCCAACAGCUACUGCAGUGAUGACUGGGACAGCCACUCCUGCACCUGCCUCACCGGUUACUAUGGCGAUAACUGCACAGACGUAUGUGCGCUAAACCCCUGCGAGCACCAAUCAGCUUGCACCAGGAAGGUUAGCUCCUCCCAUGGCUACACCUGUGACUGUCCCAGCAACUACUUUGGCCAGUAUUGCGAGAAGAAGACUGACCUGCCGUGUCCCAGGGGUUGGUGGGGACAUAAGACCUGUGGUCCCUGUGAUUGUCAGACAGAUAAGGGCUUCGAUGCCGACUGCAACAAGACAAGCGGGGAGUGCCGCUGCAAGGAUAACCACUACCGUCCAGAGGGCAGCAAGGUGUGUCUGCUAUGUGAGUGUUACCCAGUGGGCUCCUUCUCACGGGCGUGUGAGAGGGAGAGCGGGCAGUGCCAGUGUAAGCCAGGGGUCAUCGGGCGCCAGUGUGACCACUGUGACAACCCCUUCGCUGAGGUGUCGCCCAACGGCUGCGAAGUGAUCUAUGACAGUUGUCCCCAGGCAAUAGAGGCAGGGAUCUGGUGGCCCAGGACUAAGUUUGGUCUCCCUGCAGCAGUCCCCUGUCCCAAGGGAUCUAUCGGCACAGCUAUUCGCCACUGUGACGAACACAAGGGAUGGCUGCCCCCCAACCUCUUCAACUGUACCUCUGUCACCUUCACCAAACUCAAGACCCUGUCGGAAAAGCUUUCCCGUAACGCGUCUCUCCUGGACUCUGGGCGGGUCCAGCAGACGGCAGCCAUGUUGGCCAACGCCACGCUGCACACGGUGGAGUACUACGGCAGUGAUGUGAAGGUGGCCUACCGCCUCACCCAGAGUCUACUGCAGUACGAGAGCCACCAGCAGGGCUUCAGCCUGACCGCCACCCAGGACGUCCACUUCACUGAGAACCUGGUGCAGGUGGGCAGUGCCAUCCUGUCCCCGGGCACACGGCCACACUGGGAGCUGAUCCAGCAGACGGAGGGGGGCACGGCGGCCCUACUGCACCAGUAUGAGGAGUACGCCAACACCCUUGCACAGAACAUGAGGAAGACUUACCUCAGCCCCUUCACCAUUGUCACACCACACAUAGUCAUCUCAAUAGAUCGCCUCCAGAAGAUGAACUUUGCCGGAGCCAAGCUCCCUCGCUACCAGUCUCUGAGAGGGCUGAGGCCUCAGGACCAGGAGACUGCCGUCACCCUCCCCGACUCCGUCUUCAAGCCGCCCAUGGAGACCAAGGGCCACCGCCACCUGGACACCUUCCCAGAAUCCUCUGUGAGAAACCACACGUCCAACAGAAACAGGCGACAUCGAGGUCCUGACGACCCUGAGCAGGAGGCCAUCGCUAGCGUGAUCAUCUUCCACAGCCUGGCCUCGUUGCUGCCUGCGAGCUAUGACCCUGAUAAGAGGAGUCUCAGAGUGCCUAAGCGUCCGGUCAUCAACUCCCCGGUGGUCAGCAUCACGGUUCAUGACAACGAGGAGCUGCUGCAGCACACCCUGGACAAACCAAUCACUGUGCAGUUCCGCAUGGUCACCACCGAGGAGCGCUCCAAACCCAUCUGUGUCUUCUGGAACCACUCCAUACUAGCGGGGAACGGAGGCUGGUCAGCCAAAGGCUGUGAGGUGGUGUUCAGGAACAACACUCACAUCAGCUGCCAGUGUUACCACAUGACCAGCUUCGCUGUUCUCAUGGACAUCUCUAGGAGAGAGAACGGUGAGAUCCUUCCGGUGAAGCUGGUGACGUGGAGCACGGUGAGCGUGACUCUGGGCUUCCUCUUCCUCACCACGCUCUUCCUCCUCUGCCUGCGGGCCAUGCACUGCAACAAGACCAGCAUCAUCAACAACGGUGCCACCGCCCUCUUCAUCUCCGAACUCAUCUUCAUCCUGGGCAUUAACCUGGCAGACAACCCGUUUAUGUGCACAAUCAUCGCCAUCCUGCUGCAUUUUUUCUACCUGUGCACCUUCUCCUGGCUCUUCCUGGAGGGCCUGCACGUCUACCGCAUGCUGAGCGAAAUACGAGACAUCAACUACGGACCCAUGCGAUUCUACUACAUGAUUGGCUGGGGCGUGCCCGCCUUCAUCACAGGCCUGGCGGUCGGACUGGACCCAGAGGGUUAUGGGAACCCAGACUUCUGCUGGCUGUCCGUGUACGACACUCUGAUCUGGAGCUUGGCAGGGCCCAUCGCCAUGGUGGUGUCUAUGAACAUCUUCCUGUAUAUCCUGGCCUCCAGAGCAUCCUGCUCCAUGAGACACCACAGCUUUGAAAAGAAAGAGCCCCCUAUCUCCGGGCUGAGGACGUCAUGUGGGGUUCUCCUCCUGGUCACUGUCACAUGUCUGUUAGCUAUACUCUCAGUCAACAGUGACAUGAUCAUCUUCCACUACUUGUUUGCUGGAUUCAACUGUCUUCAAGGUCCCUUCAUCUUCUUCUUCCGCAUUGUGUUCAACAAGGAGGCGAGGAACGCCAUGCGCUACUGCUGCAGCCGCAAACGCCCGGAUCACAUGAUCAAGUCCAAGCCCUCUUCAUAUAACUGUAACACCAGCUACAUGGAUGGCAGACUGUACCACCUGCCGUUUGGAGACUCCAGUGUCUCUCUGAACGACACCCUGCAGAGCGGCAAGAGCCAGCAGAGCUAUGUCCCCUUUGUCCUCAGGGAUGAUGGUGGCCUGAAUAAUAGCCAGGUACACAUCGCUCUGAACGAGCACGGCUCACUCUUCCAUGAAACUAAAGAGCAUUUAGAUGAUCACAACUCGGACUCGGACAGUGACCUGUCUCUGGAGGAUGACCAGAGUGGAUCGUACGCCUCCACACACUCCUCUGACAGCGAGGAGGAGGGGCCCUACCCACCAGAUGAAUGCUGGGAAAGCAUGGCAUCCAAUGUGUCCAAGAGACCACACCCUCAGGAUAACAACCUGAGUAAGCUGUACUGGCCAGGGGAGUAUGUGACAACAGCUAGCAACAGUGAGGGCCUGGGGGGAGCAGGAAGGCUAAAGGUAGAGUCUCUGGGCAACCCUGAACUGGGCCAGACACGGGACCACCGAGGCAUGCCAGACGACAGGCCAGGGGACAAGGCAGAGGGCUAUGGGAAGGACCACGUGAUGCUGCUGCCCAGUCUGCCCAGUCUGCCCAACCUCAACACACACCCACAGAAAGGAAUCCUGAAGAAGAAGCAGCUCUCCCCCAUUGCGGAGAGAAAUGGUAUCAACCGCAUCCAUAACGAGCUGUCGGAGAACGCUCUUGGCCACGCCUCCUCCCAGGGCUCCUCUUCCAGUGAGAGCCGAGGGGGCGGGGCCAAGCCCAGCUUACCAGAUCAGCUGAAUGGUGUUGCCAUGAGCAUCAAGGCGGGGACAGUGGACGGUGACUCAUCAGGGUCAGAAUUCCUAUUCUUUAAUUUUAUUCACUGAAGCACUUGAUCCUCAUUUGAAAUCAGGAUCAUUGUCUUCUUAUCGAUCGAUCAUUCAGUAUCCUUCACCCCUUAUAACCAAAAUAAUAAUCCCAUAUAAUUUGGUUAUCACCUCUCACACUGUGUGUACGUGAAUCAUUCUCAUUCAUUGUUUUCUGUUCCUUCUGUUUUCCCCGUGUUGUGUAACGUUUGUCCCCCAUCCAUCCACCCUCCAUUUUCCCAGCAGCCACCGCAACCCCUCCAUAUGAGCCGGCUGACGGAGGGGUGUGUCUUUGCAGGUCAUAGAGCCUCGGCCCUCAUCGCCAUGCUUACUUUUCUCUGAGUAACAGGAGCUGAUGUCUGAGACAGAGAGCGUUGGACUGUCCACACCUGGAGAUCAAUGGAGUACCCUCUCUCCUUCCCCAAUUUUUUUCUCUGCAUGUGUGUGAGUGCCAAAACCUCAGGAGUCUCUGCAAGGGCCCAGGCUCCAGCGCACUGAAUCUCUUUUUAAAUCAUUGUUUGUUUACAUACUUGAAGCGAUGCACUUUUUAAAAUAAUUUACACUACCCGGCCAGAUGUGCAGGUAGUCAACUGGAGCUGAUUCAGUUUUGUUUGUGUUUAUGUUUCAAACUCCGGAGAUUAAGAACAAUGAAGUCCUCCUUUGGCUGGGUCAUUUAGCUGUAAGAUUUUAAAAGUUCAGGGAAUUUCCUCAAGAAGCUUAACUAGUUUUUAAUCUCAGAAAGGGUGACCUGUACAGUUGUUUUGUUCAAGGAUUUAGUUGUUCUACCGAGGGCCAUUUGAGUUUUGCUGUAGAGAGAACUCAUUUCUCCACUCCAGUCUCAGGAAGCUGCCAGCCUGAGCUGGUGGACAGGAAGAGUCAGUACAAAAUGUCUUUAUACUGAACAGCUCCACCCAAACCACUACACUGUGCUCUGCACUGGAGGAAAGGACUCCUGUUGAAGUGUGGCUGGAGAACAGUGAGAGGCCAUGGGGUCACGCACCGUAAAGUUUCUCUCACUACUGAAGGAUGUUUAAAGGCAACAGCGACUAGUCAGCUGUCAUACACAUAGACACUAGAGGUGAGAAUGUCUGCCUUUCUCCACCAUUUCGCCUUCAUUUUAUUGCAUUAUCAUUGGAGGAAAAGAGCCUGCGUGUGAAGAAAUUUUGAUAUCUUUACUUUUGUAAAUUGUUGGGAGCAAAUUUUUGUAUAAACUCUGAGAAUGUUCCCAUUUUCAAUGUUUUUGUCCAAGGGAUAUAUGCUUUCAUUUGAAUCGGCGACUAAACGACUUUGUAUUUUAUAGAUUAGAUCGUUCCAUUGUUUUUGUGAAAUAUUUGCAAACUUCUGCUGUAAAACUCUUUGACAUGUAUGCCAAUGUGAAGAGUUCUGUAAAAUGAAACACUAAUACUUCAUCUUCAAUUGAAUAAACUGUACACCUCUACAUUCCCACUUAUAAAAAGCAGUUCAAGAAAUAUAA